Molecule: messenger RNA, 759 nt
Organism: Sclerotinia borealis F-4128
Lineage: Eukaryota; Fungi; Ascomycota; Leotiomycetes; Helotiales; Sclerotiniaceae
Source: the annotation of a GenBank genome assembly
AUGGCUCGUUACGCUUUCGCUCUCGCCGCGCUCAUCGCAAUUGCUCAAGCUAUCAACAUCACCUCUCCAUCUACCAACGGAGAAUGGGAUCUCAGCAAAGGUGCUCAAACCAUCACCUGGACUUCAGUCUCCACCGAUCCUACCACCGUCGAUAUCUACCUCGUCCACAUGGCAUCCAACCCACCUCUUAGUGAUAAACUUUUCACCAACGUCGAUAUCACCAAGGGAUCCGAGAGCGUGUCCAACCUCCAAUUGCCAACCGGUGGCAACUACCAAAUCAACUUUGUCAGCCCAGAUAAGCCAGAGCAGAUCUUGGCUCAAUCUCAACAAUUCACCGUCAAUGGAGUAGCUUCCAGCGCAAGCAGCACUCUUGCAGGUUACACUGGUGCGUCAUCUACUUCCUUUUCCGCUUCUUCUACCUCCUCCUCCACCUCCUCCUCUGCAUCUUCCAGCAGUUCGAGCGCCUCUUCUUCUUCCUCUUCCACCGGAACUAGCUCGCUGACCUCGACCUCAGGUUCUGCUUCUGCUUCCACCUCUACCUUCACCUCCACCGGCGUCUCAACUACCGUUACUGGUACAUCCACCUCUACCGAGUCCGCAUCCAGCACUGGAACUGGCUUGGUUACCUCAGCCUCAGCUGUCAAGGCUUCCAGCAGCGCAUCUUCCUCUGGAACCUCCACUGCUUCUGGCAAUGGUGCUGCCGCUACUGGUAUCCCCAUGAUUGGUCUUUUGGCCGGUGCCGCUGCUCUUUUCUUGUAA